Molecule: messenger RNA, 327 nt
Organism: Homarus americanus (American lobster)
Lineage: Eukaryota; Metazoa; Arthropoda; Malacostraca; Decapoda; Nephropidae
Product: zinc finger BED domain-containing protein 5-like
Exons: 1
Coding region: 1-327 (108 amino acids)
Source: RefSeq, a predicted model, not a curated record
AUGGCUACUAGUGUUGCGAAGAAGCGGAAGUACAUCGAUGGAUACAUUAACUACGGAUUUACAUCAAUCCUCGCUGAUGGCAUUGAGAAACCUCAGUGUGUGCUGUGCUUCAAAGUGCUGGGGAACGAUUCUAUGAGGCCUAGUAAGCUGAAGCAUCAUCUGAUGACGAUCCAUCCACAGUAUACAGAGAGAGACACCGAUUUCUUCAGGCGCCAUGAACGGAGUUUGGGAAAACAGAAACUGGACGAGAGUGGUGCUUUCCAGCAACAGACCGUAAGUGUAGUUGAGGCAUCAUACGAGGUUUCCCUCGUAAUAGCAAAGCAAUAG